Sinocyclocheilus rhinocerous is the source of this 410-nucleotide messenger RNA. Its product is annotated as ER membrane protein complex subunit 3-like. NCBI's taxonomy places the organism in Eukaryota, Metazoa, Chordata, Actinopteri, Cypriniformes, Cyprinidae. The record is from RefSeq and is a predicted model, not a curated record. Gene Ontology annotation, biological process: protein folding in endoplasmic reticulum. The annotation marks the transcript as partial. The transcript is spliced from 5 exons. Gene Ontology annotation, cellular component: EMC complex; membrane.
AGGUUCUCAUCAGGAGCAGAGUUUUACGGGAAAAUGGAAAAUACAUUCCUAAACAAUCUUUCUUGAUGAGAAAAUUCUACUUCAAUAAUCAAGAAGAUGGAUUUUUCAAGAAGACCAAAAGAAAGGUGGUCCCACCAUCUCCAAUGACUGAUCCUAGCAUGUUGACAGACAUGAUGAAAGGCAAUGUUACAAACGUCCUGCCUAUGAUCCUUAUUGGUGGUUGGAUCAACUGGACCUUUUCUGGGUUUGUCACAACAAAGGUACCAUUUCCUCUCACACUCCGCUUCAAGCCGAUGCUGCAGCAGGGAAUUGAGUUGCUCUCUCUAGAUGCCUCCUGGGUGAGUUCAGCAUCUUGGUAUUUCCUGAAUGUGUUUGGUCUCAGGAGCAUGUAUUCUCUGAUUCUUGGACAA